Molecule: messenger RNA, 2897 nt
Organism: Sycon ciliatum
Lineage: Eukaryota; Metazoa; Porifera; Calcarea; Leucosolenida; Sycettidae
Exons: 6
Coding region: 395-2296 (633 amino acids)
Cellular component (GO): extracellular region
Molecular function (GO): cytokine activity; growth factor activity
Source: RefSeq, a predicted model, not a curated record
GAAUUCCGGCGUUUGUGCUCCGUUUGUAGCGACACCAACACAGACCGUAACGGGUACAAAGUGUUUUGUGCACCUGGGGUGGUGGGAGCCCGGUGGACUUCGUCCUGCAAUCGUCGUCAAGUGUGUAAGUGCUCCCCCUGUACAUGCGCGUCGCUUGCUGGCGAAUCGUAGAAUUAAAUUUUGUUUCCUCAGGAAACACGCUUUCUGCCCGCGGCCGUCCCAGCCACGUACUCGGGGGCAUAACGAGGUGAUAAACUUGUCUGCCGAAUACACGCUGUUCACGCCUCAACGUUUGCCAACACUUGCAAUUAUUCUACAGCCGCUCAAGUAGUCGUUUGUGCGACCGCUCGGCGCUUGGACCAUCCGCUACCGGCGCGUCGGAGAGAUAAUUCGAAUGGCAACGAAAAUGCUACGUUGGCGUGGGGCUAGUUCGUUCAGCCGUCACCUCCGGGGCCUUCAGCCUGUCAUCGUACUGUCAUCGUGCACCGCAGCUUGUCUGCUUCUGUUUACGCUCUGUUUACUCAUGCCUUGCAGCCAUGGGACGGACGUGGGAACUAGCGCACGUGGCGACCAGCAGAGAACGAUCGCCAAGAAUGACGCUGGUACCGGCUCCGCUUCCAGACGUCAUCAUCUUCAUCAAAGCACCGGCGUAGCAGAUAUGCACCAGGUGCCAUCCGACCGUAAACGACUGAAACGGGACGCCAGCAAUGAGGAUGAUGCUGAUGCUGAUGAGCUCGCGCCUACAGCAGUGACCACGCCGGAUCAAAGACAACCUCCGACGCUUUCGCGCCAGAAAACGAACAAGCUGGUGGCUCGUCUGCUGCGUAUGUUCGGUAUGCGCCGUGAGCCGUACGGGCUGACGGGAACGGGCGCACAGAAGCAGCGACCACGGAUUCCGGCGUUCAUGCGAGAUGCGUUCAAGCAGCUGAACGCCUUCAGCCCAUUCCAGGAGAAGAUCUCGCUCUGCUUUGAUAAAGAUCAAAGAAGAUCUCUAGAGGGCGAGAUGUUCAUUCGAUUCAAACUCAACCUUGGUGUGAAAAGACAAGACCUGCCGAAGGUGACUAUACAUCGUGCGGAGCUUCAUCUUUUUCGCAAGGCUACGUACAAAUCCACCGAACCCAGCACUGGCCGGGGUAACCUUGUUGUGGAAGUUCAGGGCAAGGACAAGACAACAGGCAGUUUCUACUGGCACACUCCACGUGACCGCUUUUCAGGCUUUGCAUUCAAUCUCAGCGCACCGUUAGUGCGAAUCAACAUCACCCAGCUGGUUCUGAGCUGGAAGGACACACUGCCCAAACGGGUCAUCAUUUUCAGGAUCAGAACUCGGGCCGUAACUCAUUUCACGUUUGCAAAGGAAGGCGAAGGAGACCGUGCACAGCUCCUGGUCAUGUCGACGGUCUACGACGGCACUCAUCGUCGUGGAAACGGGGUGGAGAGCCUUGACGUGCCUGAUGGAGAACUGGACGCACUGAAUGCGCAGAGAGUCGAGACGGUGGCAGCCUGGUCGACGCUGAACAAGUCGACGGAAACGUGGGAGUACGAGUACCGGCCGCCCAACGCUCUCACCAACGAGAGUCUGUCGGUGCAUCGCCCUCUGCUGCGUGCCAACGCCACCGACGACCUGCCGCCAGUGCCCACGCAACACCCACGCACGGCGCACAGCAAUAGGACCCUAGCCGACUUUGCCGGCGAACAGCCCUCGUACCUGGACGCCGUGCCUCAGCGCAAGGAGUGGCUGGAGGUGGGGCAGGACCUCGGGGACACCUUGCCCCUACCGUCGCGGGGACAAAUCACGGUUGGCCGGCGUAAGAAACGCGCCAAGUCACACACGCACAGCGCAACAGGGCACGGGAAAAGCAGCAACUCAUCGUCAGUCCCCGGCGACCAGCACAGCAAUGCAGCAGCAACGAGGCAGAGGAAACGCAGCAAGCGGGCCGCCGCCGCACCGAAACGUCCCCUACUGACGCUGCAGCAGCAGAGCCGCACCGCCUGCCAUCUGGAGCGCCUCGUCGUCGACCUGAAGCAGCUGGCGUGGGAUCGGUGGGUGAUAGCGCCGCGACGGUUCAACCUUGGUUACUGCGUGGGUAUGUGCCCGUGGCCUCUGCAUCACUAUAACCCGUCACCUCACGCAAUUCUGCGUACGUUGCUCAGUCUGCGAGACCCCGACUACGUACCGGCCGCCAGCUGUGUCCCGACCAAGAUGGCGCCGGUGAAGCUGAUGUACCGCGACGACGAUGACUCCGUCGUCAUCUCCUCCUUUCCCGGCCUGGAGGCCGUGGAGUGCGGUUGCCGAUAGCACGCAUUGGUAACUAUGGCAACAGUGUACAGCCGCGAUGCCUUUGGUGUUGCUAUGACGACGGUUGAUCAUAGCGUGGCACCACCAUGAUGUUGCACUGGUCGGAGUGCCGGGUGGGUGGCUCUGUCAUCUAACAAAGAGUUUGCUUUCUCGCCCGAUGCUCGGCAGACUGUUCUGACUGUGCGGCGGCUAUAAAGCCGUGCUACGCUGUGCAAGCGGCGGAUGUGCACCGAGUCUCUGAAGACUAUUCUUCCUGUGUGCAUGCGGUGUGCAUCUCCGGCCUAGACUAUGGGAUUGCACGGGCGCACUUCAGUGGCUCUGCUUACUUAGGGCAACGAGCCACAGCAGCCCCUUUCUCCCAGGACCUCACUCAACGACUCACAAGGACUGCAGUCGUAGCUAGACUCUAGAUAGAAGCGUAAAUACACUUAUAGAUUUGGUUACAAGUGUUUGUAUGGUAUUUGCAGAACAGCUGGAUCACCUUUAUCGAUGGAUCCAAAUUCCAGAAUUAUUCUCUUCAGGUGUUCUUUUGUAGAGUUUUGAGGCAAAUCUGCUAAUUAUCGUAAUCUGUAGACCGUUGAGACACCCCCUGCCCCCCCCC